AUGUCUCCCCCCAACUCCGCGCGUCGCAGCGGGCUCACCAAGGAGCUCGCCGAACUCUUCGCCUCCAACCCGCACGACGGCCUCUCCAUAUCCCUCGCUCUCACCACCACCGUUCGCUGCCCGUGCCAGUCGCGGACCAGGACUGGCUUGGUCCAGUGCACCAAGUGUCUCUACCACCAGCAUGUUGCAUGCUGCUAUCCUGCCGCCCGCGACCUCUCUGAGCAAGACCGACAACAACACAUCUGCCGAUCAUGCCAAGCUCUCAUCGCCGAACAGCCUACUGACUCCGAGCCAGCGAAGCGCAAGGCCGAUGGAGAUCUGGGCUCCACGAGCCCCAAGCGCAUCAAGCAGUCUAAUUCGCCCCAGCCCGAGAUCCCCGCCGAUCCCAAGGAUCCACGUCCGCCCGGGAAGCCCGUCCCAUUCCCCGAAAAGCCCGCUGUUAUCGAAGAGCGCAAUGGGGAAAUCGAGUUCCGAGUCGUCAACAAUGACAACGAACGCGAGAGCACCAUCAUCCUGACCGGCCUCAAGUGCAUCUUUCAAAAGCAACUUCCCAAGAUGCCCAAAGACUACAUUGCUCGACUGGUGUACGACAGGACGCAUUUGUCAAUGGCCAUUGUGAAGAAGCCACUGGAGGUUGUAGGUGGAAUCACCUAUCGCCCUUUCGUCAAUCGAAGCUUCGCCGAAAUCGUCUUCUGUGCCAUCUCGUCAGACCAGCAAGUCAAGGGCUACGGUGCCCAUCUCAUGUCGCACUUGAAAGAUUACGUCAAGGUCUCGACUCAGGAACGGAUCAUGCACUUCCUCACUUACGCCGACAAUUACGCCAUUGGCUAUUUCAAGAAACAGGGCUUCACCAAGGAAAUCGUGCUACCAAAGCCGCAGUGGAUGGGCUAUAUCAAGGAUUAUGAGGGAGGCACCAUCAUGCAGUGCAGCAUGGUCCCGAAGAUACGCUACUUAGAGGUCGGACGCAUGUUGCUCAAGCAGAAAGAGGCUGUACAUGCCAAGAUCAAGGCAGUUAGCCGCAGUUACGAUGUCCACCCUCCACCGGCGGAAUGGCAAAAGGGCGCUAUCACGAAGAUCGAUCCUCUCACGAUACCGGCAAUCAAAGCCUCCGGCUGGUCAAUGGAUAUGGACGAGCUCUCUCGCGCCCCGCGUCACGGUCCCAACUAUAACCAGCUGUUGCACUUGCUCAACGAUAUGCAGAAUAACACAAACGCCUGGCCGUUUCUGCAACCUGUCAACAAAGACGAGGUUGCCGACUAUUACGACGUCAUCAAGGAGCCAAUGGAUCUCGAGACCAUGGAGUCGAAGCACGAAAAGGACAUGUACCCCACCCCCGAAGACUUCAUCAAGGACGCCAUGCUCAUAUUCAACAACUGCCGUCGCUAUAACAACGAGAGCACCCCAUAUGCCAAGGCGGCGAACAAGCUUGAGAAGUACAUGUGGAGCAGGAUCAGGGAGAUUCCCGAAUGGAGUCACCUUGAGGGAGAUUAUGCGCACGUCAAGUGA
This is a messenger RNA of Diplodia corticola, 1506 nucleotides long. Its product is annotated as histone acetyltransferase gcn5. The record is from RefSeq and is a predicted model, not a curated record. Gene Ontology annotation, cellular component: histone acetyltransferase complex. The coding region runs from base 1 to 1506 and encodes 501 amino acids. The transcript has 3 exons. Gene Ontology annotation, biological process: positive regulation of transcription by RNA polymerase II; chromatin remodeling. Gene Ontology annotation, molecular function: histone H3 acetyltransferase activity; protein binding. NCBI's taxonomy places the organism in Eukaryota, Fungi, Ascomycota, Dothideomycetes, Botryosphaeriales, Botryosphaeriaceae.